Messenger RNA from Colius striatus (speckled mousebird), 396 nucleotides. RefSeq names its product cortistatin (gene CORT). The record is from RefSeq and is a predicted model, not a curated record. The transcript has 3 exons. Gene Ontology annotation, biological process: regulation of cell migration. Gene Ontology annotation, molecular function: hormone activity. Bases 85 to 396 code for a protein of 103 amino acids. NCBI's taxonomy places the organism in Eukaryota, Metazoa, Chordata, Aves, Coliiformes, Coliidae. Gene Ontology annotation, cellular component: extracellular region.
UGCCCUGAGGAAGUGCAGGCUUUGCACACAAAGCUUCAUCCUGCUGUUUCCCAGGUGCUGCACAGGAGUCACAGCCUGUACAUCAUGCAGCUGGUGGCCAGCCUGGUGUCCGUCCUGCUGCUGGUGUGGAGCGUGAGAGCCACUGCCCUGCCUGGAGAAGAGAGACUGGCAAUACAGAGCACUCGGGAACAGAGCACAGUGAGGAAAGACGCCAUCCUGAAGAUGCUGGCGGGGCUGCUGGACAGCGUGGACGCGGGGCAGGAGCUGGGCUCCCCGGACACGGAGGGCAAGCUGGAGGAGGAGCGGGCGGUGCUGGGGCGCCUGGCGCAGCUCUCGCAGAGGGACCGCAAGGCUCCCUGCAAGAACUUCUUCUGGAAAACCUUCACCUCCUGCUAA